Messenger RNA from Ylistrum balloti, 2006 nucleotides. RefSeq lists its product as uncharacterized. The record is from RefSeq and is a predicted model, not a curated record. The coding region runs from base 1 to 1878 and encodes 625 amino acids. The transcript has 11 exons. NCBI's taxonomy places the organism in Eukaryota, Metazoa, Mollusca, Bivalvia, Pectinida, Pectinidae.
AUGGCUGCCAAGAGCAGCGAUGGCUCAUUAAUCAUUACUGAAAGUAUAGAGAUUUUAUUGAAAACUCUUGAAGACAUAGAAAGAAGAAAUGUUCACCUACAGAAGCUUUGCUGUGCAAGAAAAAAACUAUUCAAACCUUGGCCACGAAAGAAGAAUGGAGAUACAGAGACAGUGGAGAAAGAAAGUGAUGUUGUCCAGGCUAAUGGCCAGUGCAAAGAUACCCUUACGUCUACUGAAAUAUCUGACUUGGCCAUGAUGGAGAAGAUGCUAUCGAAAGCUCAAACAGCUCGGGAGGUCCAGCAGAGGAUUAAAGAAUCAGGACGAACCAAAAAGCCUAACUUACAAGGUAAAAAGGGAGACAAUUCGACAAAUGGUUCCUUGAAGGGUUCAAAACCGGACUCUGUGCAAAGUGAUAGUCCUACUGUUGAACCAUCUGUCAACAAUCCCACAAAGAAAACUAUGAAUGAAAAAAUGACUGAUAAUUCUGGAAAAGGAACAAACUCCAAGUCUCAAGGAGAUCAUUUUGCUCCAAAAUCUUCAACCACACGCCAAGACCUAGGUCGAAGUCAACGUGGCAGGUCUGCUGGGAGGGUGUCAUCCAGUGCUGUUAUACGAGGAGGGAAGAAGGUUGUGGCAGCACAUUUAACUGCUCCAUUUCAGACAAAUCCACGUCUUUCCAUUCCAAAACGACAGGUUGAAAAACGUAUAUCCUCAGGUGCUAAAUGUAAGACUGUUAUUCCUUCUCAGACGAAAUCUUCUUUUCCAUCUAAAAAAUCAGCCAUGUCUGCACAACGUAGUUCUGGUGCUGUCGAGAAAAAAACUAGUAUUGGUGCUGUUGAGAAAAAAGCUGGGGAAGACAAUCUUAUAUUUAAAAAAGAGAGUGAAAUCACAGAGGAAGUUGAAAAGACUGUUGAUGAUAUGUCUAGUGAUGACAGAACAACAUCUGCUCACAACAGCAGUAUUGAAUCUUACCAGUCAAAAGACCAAGAGGAGGAAAUGUUCGUUAAUGCCAAACAGAAUUUGGUUGUAGAAAAACUUGGAAACCUUAAAGUGAAUGAUGAACCAGAUACACAAGAGACCGAAAAGGAUAAGAGAUUUUCUCUGCUAACUGAUGGGAAAAAGCUGUCAAUACCUGGUAAACUUCGCAGACUAUAUGCCAGUAAUGUAAGAUUAAGAGAGAAGAUGAAACUACAGAGAAUGACCCAAAAGGUGGAUGCCUGCACAAGUCGUCAGGAGUUUUUGUCCAAAGUUGAAUCUAUGUUUGAGUGGAGUGAAGCUCAGAGUGUGGGGAGAAAAGUAACAGCCAUCAUCAAUAUCUACACCAAUCUACUGCAGCUUCUUAGUGAUCUUGAUCUCAGAGACACAGCUGACACCUGGUCCUGCUAUGAUGUGUUGCGAGCUAGAAGUCUCGUGGAGUUUAUAUUGACUGUGUUCUAUAAAACAGAGGAGGAAAGACUUAAGUUUAAUCCAGAUAUAUUAUCAAGCAUUGCCUGUGAUGGGAGACAACUUCCUGUUCAAGUUACUCUUCCACAUGUUCCUUUUACAUCACAGUUCUGGUCACCAGCUUCCAUUAAAUUAGAUCCUUGUGUUUAUAAUACUUUGUCCAGACCCAAUAACUGCCUGCAAUACAAGAGUUCACGAGAUCUCGAUCGAUACAUGAAUCUUGUCUUCCAAAUCCAGUAUGAGCAUCUGCAGCUAAGACUGUUGGAUACCAUAGCAACAAAAGCGUUACCCAUGUUGAGAAGUGGACACUACCAACCUAGUGAGACGGUCAGGAUGUUCCGGUCGCUGUAUUCAAUACUUAGCUCAAACAAAUCUUUCCCUGUGAUAGUCAAAGAUACAAUACAAGAGCUGCAGGAGUCUGAGGAAAAUACAUAAACUUUUCCAUGAUGUGAUAAAAUUAUGUUAACAACUUCUAAAUAUUAGAAUAUAACAGUUUAAUCAUAUCAUUGUAGGUUUUGUAAUGGGUAAUUUCAUUUUGCAAUGAAUCAGAUUCAUCUUAUGAU